CUUAGAAGGGUAUUUCCUUGUCAAUUCCCAAGACAACAGGAAGGACCUCAAGGCGCCACCAAGAUAGUUGAAGCUGUCAAUGAAAGACAUUCGGUGGCAGUGAAAGCACAACGGUUUCCCGAGAGCUGUUAUGGGGAAGCCCAGCGGAAAACAGGAACCGGUCCGGAAAUGGCGUGAAUUCUGUACGGUGGCGCUCCAUAAGACGUUGUACAACAACUUAUGGAUUAUGGCGGAUCAGAAGGGGGAUGACACAAUCAAGAAGCAAAACGCUGCCUUGCGUUCCUAUUUCCCUCUGGCUGUGGACGGAGAGAACGUCUGGAAACUGGUCGUUGAAUUGUUCGAGAGAUGGGAGACAGGUAGAUUGCUCGGCCACGACGAAGAAAAGUGGAUCGUGAGAAAGAAGAAGGUCAGAAACGUAAAGCACGUGGUUGCCUACAUCGACAAUGAAAAGCUAGGAAGGAAGGAGGUCGUGUACAACGUCCUUGUGAACCCGCCGACGAGGAAAUGCAAAAACGAGAAAGAGGAGGGCGAUUGGUUAGCGCAAGUGCCUGAGCCGGACACACAUUGUUGGAAAGCGAUGGAAUCGCUAACCGACAACGAGAAGUGUCAUGUCCUGAAGAAGGUGCUCGCUUGCGAGAUGGAUUGGGUCCAAGUCGGCUCCCCGGCGUUGGCGAAGCUGGGGAAGCUCAGCGUGCAGGAUAUGGUGCAUUUGGUGAAGUGCGACCCCGUGCUCGUACGUUUGUCGACGGAGAAGUUGGCCAGUCACAUGAAGGUGACCAUCGACUGGAGAAACAAGGUUUUUUCCGCGUUGACUGGCAGUAGACUGACUCGGAAGAGUCGCGAGAUCGCUCUUGCCGAAGGCAUUGUGCACAUAAAAUGGAAAGACACGGGCGACGUGACAUCCAUCGCACCGUUCGGCAACGACCCUUUGGAGGCGGACAUCAGGAGUGCGGAGCUGAAGGAGGCGGUGGCUGCCACAGAGAGCCACACGUUCGUCCUCGACCUCUGCGAACCGGUUGACCUGAAGCUGUGGAAACCACAAGCGUUCGAUACUCUGCAUUCCCAACUUCAGACGUGGUAUCCGUCGCAUUGGACGCUCGUCGUUUUCGUGCCGCGACAGCAUAACCUCUCGUUUAUGGCCAGUAUGAACCAUCUUUCUUUCGUGAAGCUCCUGGAAGGUAAGUGGGUGAGGAGAACUCAGGAGAAGAAAAGUUUCCCUGUCGGAAACAAUUUGUACACGGAAGACGACCGGAUUUACAUCCUCUUCAAGGGUGACGCUUUGCACGCUAACACGUUCGUCGUUUACGAGGUAUGGCUGCCGGCAGGUGCCGCUGCUGCAGUGCGGUUGCCACAGAAGGUUACCCAAACGGAUGUGUUCGAGAUUCCGUUCACGCCUUGUGAGUCGGCACGUUGUCACGAUGGAAGGGAACUCCAACGUUUUGCAAUGCGCGAUGCAACUUAUCAAAAGCGAGAUCAAUUUGGGGCCCACAAUUGCGAGUUCAUGGUCGUGAAGGAGACACGGGGUCGUAUGUGGAACAACAAGACGGACAUGUGGUUCAAGUUGAGUGAGAGGAAGCGGAACAAGAUAUACGACUUCUUGUUCCUGCAAACGCGGCUGAGGAAGGAUACUGACGCCGAGUAUGUGCGCCGCAGGGACCACAGGUUCGCGCUGCUAGACAACUACCACAGCGUCUCCCUCAUAAAGUUUAACGCGAAGACAUUUCUCGAAAGGUUGCAGUCCUUGUACUUCGUGGAGUCAGAGGAGGAGUUGAAGUUUGACAGUUACUCUUCGUUCAUCUCCAUGGAAGACGAGGAAACCACAGGCGUCGAAUUUGACGUGAACGAGAACGAGGAGCACAAGCGGUUAUUGGGUAGAUGAAAAUUCAUGAAUGAAAAUUAUGAAGUGAG
This is a messenger RNA of Chara braunii, 1908 nucleotides long. NCBI's taxonomy places the organism in Eukaryota, Viridiplantae, Streptophyta, Charophyceae, Charales, Characeae. The record is from the annotation of a GenBank genome assembly.